Messenger RNA from Polypterus senegalus (gray bichir), 4415 nucleotides. It is a transcript of the gene edem1, whose product is annotated as ER degradation enhancer, mannosidase alpha-like 1. The record is from RefSeq and is a predicted model, not a curated record. Lineage: Eukaryota; Metazoa; Chordata; Cladistia; Polypteriformes; Polypteridae. Gene Ontology annotation, biological process: mannose trimming involved in glycoprotein ERAD pathway; carbohydrate metabolic process; endoplasmic reticulum mannose trimming. Gene Ontology annotation, cellular component: endoplasmic reticulum; membrane. Bases 107 to 1975 code for a protein of 622 amino acids. Gene Ontology annotation, molecular function: calcium ion binding; mannosyl-oligosaccharide 1,2-alpha-mannosidase activity. The transcript is spliced from 12 exons.
UUUUUGUUCAGGCGAAUGGAAGUGGAGUUGUGUGAACUUUGUAGCUGAUGUUCUCGUGAAAUGGCCGGUGGAAAAGUAUGACUUUUAGGGUCGAAUCAAGGCAAACAUGCAAUGGAGGUCGAUAGUGUUGGGCUUGCUGGUGCUGAGGCUGACCCUAAGCUGCAUGAUGUGGUUGUCACCGAGUCUGAGUCCCAGUUCGGGCUUUUAUCACAACUUUCCUCUGGGUUUCAGUUUGGGCAUGCCGAGGGACAACAAGCAGCGCCAGGAUGACGGCCACCUCUCGACAAGCGAGCAGUCCUGCCGAACCAGCACGAGGGAAGGCAAAGCCGCGUACACCAGCUACUUCGAGGACAGCCAUGACGAGUACGCCAAGAAAUACAGUUCCUUUCCCGAGAACCUGAAGGCCAAGAUGAAAGACAUGGCUAAAGCGAUGUUUUACUUCGGCUACGACAACUACAUGAAGUACGCCUUUCCCGAGGAUGAGCUCAACCCCAUCGAUUGCGAAGGUAGAGGUCCAGACGCCAAAAAUCCGUCAAACAUUAAUAUUAAUGAUGUGCUGGGAAAUUAUUCAUUGACUCUAAUUGAUGCCCUUGACACACUUGUGGUCAUGGGUAAUAUUUCUGAAUUCCACAGGGCGGUGAAGUUGGUAAUUGACACGGUCUCUUUUGACAAGGACUCUACAGUUCAAGUUUUUGAAGCUAAUAUCAGGGUUUUGGGAAGUCUGAUCUCUGCACACAUUCUGUUGACUGACUCAAAACAUCCAUUUGGUAAUGUAGGACUAGAGAAUUAUGAUAACGAAUUGCUGCAUCUGGCUCGUGAUUUAGCUGUCAGACUUCUGCCAGCUUUUGAGAACACCGGCACAGGAAUCCCAUAUCCUCGGGUGAAUCUGAAGACUGGAGUGCCACCCAACAGUGUGAAUGAAACCUGCACUGCUGGUGCCGGCUCUUUGUUGGUAGAAUUUGGAAUCCUGAGUCGGCUUCUUGGCGAUUCAACCUUUGAGUGGGUAGCACGGAGAGCCGUCCGGGCUCUCUGGAACCUGAGAAGCAAUGUGACCGGAUUAUUAGGUAACGUUGUAAAUAUCCAGACAGGCCAAUGGGUUGGCAAGCAAAGUGGACUGGGAGCUGGGAUGGAUUCCUUCUAUGAGUAUCUGCUGAAGUCUUAUAUUCUUUUUGGUGAAAAGGAAGACUUCAAAAUGUUUAAUGCUGCUUAUGCGAGCAUCCAAAGCCAUCUACGACGAGGCCGGGAAGCUUGUAAUGAAGGUGAAGGAGAUCCACCGCUCUAUGUUAAUGUGAACAUGUUUAACGGACAGAUAAUGAAUACAUGGAUAGACUCGCUUCAGGCUUUCUUUCCAGGCCUUCAGGUGUUAAGUGGUGAUAUAGAAAAUGCAAUUUGCCUUCACGCCUUUUAUUAUGCCAUAUGGAAACGCUUUGGUGCCCUCCCUGAGAGAUAUAACUGGCAGCUGCAGGCACCAGAUGUGCUGUUCUAUCCUCUAAGGCCUGAGCUGGUGGAAUCCACUUAUCUUCUGUAUCAGGCCACUAAAAAUCCCUUCUAUCUCCAUGUGGGAAUGGAUAUUCUUGAGAGCCUUGAAAAGUACACCAAAGUGAGGUGUGGGUAUGCCACACUGCAUCACGUCAUUGAAAAGUCAAAAGAAGAUCGGAUGGAGAGCUUCUUCCUUAGUGAGACUUGUAAAUAUUUGUAUCUGCUGUUUGAUGAAGAUAACCCUUUGCACAAAUCUGAGAACAAAUUCAUCUUCACCACAGAAGGGCAUGUGGUGCCAAUCGACAAGAGGUUCAGGGAAAGGUUGUGGAACGAUGUGUUCCCUAAGGAAGACUCAUCUGAUGAACUGGGAACACAAGAUUUAAGGCCAGCUAAUUCCAGCUCAAAAUGUAACCGAAUUCCCGAAGAGCGGAAGUACUUCUUGCCUUUGAAGAGUGUGUACAUGAGACAGAUUGAUCAAAUGGUAGGAUUGCUUUGACAUGAAAGAAGCUGGCAUUGACGGAACAAGAAUCGAGUGUCCAACCUUCAUCUGUGAAUGGGAACCUCAAGCAGCAAAAACUGCAGCCCUGUGCUUUGUAAAGUAUUGCUGAUGAGCCAAGUUAAAUCAGCAUCCUCUUUAAAUGUGUUUUGUAAAGUCCUGCUUCACAUGGAAAGUAUUUAAAAAGGUGGGCUGUGCUUUACAGAAGUGUAAGGCCUUAGCUGUUCAUUCCAUUAUUUUUUUGUAAGUUGCAGCAGAUGCAAAGCAGUAUUUAGGUUUAAAAAAAAAAUACAGAGAUGAAUGCUGUCUGGAGUUCAUUGGUUGUUUCUUUUUGCAUGGAGCAUAUUUUGGACUAAACAUCAAUUAUGUUUCUAUCUCUAAAAAAAAUGCCUAGUUUUUGUCCUUUUUGUUUAUGUCAGUUUUCAGCUAUGUUUUAUAAUCUUCAUGCCAAACUUAAAGACAAGUGUAAUGCACAUAAAAGAUUUGGGUCUACUUGUAAGUGAGGCACUUGAAAUUCUGCACGGUAAAAAGCUAACAUUGAAAUCUUUUUACUCAAGCACUCCUCACCCCUUUGUAAGAACAAAAUCCUUGAUUUGUGGAAGCCUAAGAGCCAAAAAAAUGUUACCAAAGACCUGCAUUACCCAGCUUAUCUUUUUGGUGAGUGUUUAUGAUCUGGGUUAAACCUUAUUUAUUGUUGUUUCCUCCGAAUUAUAACGAAAACCAGAACAAAAUAUGACUCUUAUCGUCAGGCCAGUGUUUCAUCCACAAAAUGGAUUAUACAGAAAUGCUACUUUUUAAGUGUGUGUAUCCAUUUGUUUUGUAUCUGUGUUAACUGAUUUUAUAGAAAUACUUGAUUAUCACAAAAAAAGCAGGUUGUCUUUCUUUUUCACAUUUCUAAAGGUAUCUGUCAUUUAAUUACCUGGCAGAUUUUAGGAAAUUACGAUUUUUUUAUGUCUUGUAUUGUUUACUAAAAAUAAUUUCUUUUGGCCGUUUUAGACAAGACGGGUCACUGUGAUCUCUGGUGUCUUCCAAAUCAAGAUUUAAUGAGGUCAUGUGCAUGCUGGUUUUUUUUUUUUUUUCAUUUAUUUUUUUUAAUAUAAUUUAAAAUAAGAGUUGUAGUGGUAUUUAUUAUAGUUCUUGCAACUGAUGAGCUGCUGUAACUAUAAGACUCUCUGUCCUCUUUUAAAAUAAAAAGAUUUAAUAGCUUUAUAGUGACAGAGUGACGUAACCAAGCCACUAACUUAAUUUUGCCCCUGUUAUCUAUUUUCUUCAUUUUCGUUUGUUGCUGCUUUCCUGGUUUCGAUUUUCUGUUAGAAUUUUUGUCUCCUAGUUUGUUCCAGCAGAUGUCCAGUUGUCUUCCUGCCUGCCAUGUGGCCUCCUUUACACUUAUUGCAUAUCUUAUUUUGCCUUUUGUUUUCGUGCCUUGACGGAUGUCUUACAGAUCUUUUCCUGCCCACACAUGCACUCUUAGGAAACGUAACCGACAUGUAAUAUAAUUGUGUGUUGAAAUUGUUCACUGUGCUGUCACAUGAAAUCCCCAUUUUUUUUUUCUUCAUCCUUUCUGUAAAUAGAUAAGCAGAGCAGAAAGAUAUCUUGGGGGCAUUGUAGAUAAAUUUGAACAAGAUUGCAAUGAGAAAAGCCACCACGAGAAUGUGCGAGGCACCCGUUGAAGCUUUGCAUAGAGAGUCGUGUUAAGUGUCUGCCACUUCAUGUAGUUGUUGCCCUCUGAAAGCCAUUGACUAAUGUGUUUUCCUCCCUUUUUCCAUUUUCAUUAUUCUCAGUCGUGAAAGGAAUUUUGUUUAUUGCUGCUCCAAUAUCCUCCCUGACCUCAAGUUCCUAUUAGAUUGCUACAGCAGAUACUUAGGAUUUGUCUGCCUGAGUCGUCGUAUGUGCAACACGGUAAAUGUUUAGGCUCACCUUGUGGCACUUGUAAAGUGUGUUUUUAGUAGUUCACUUAACUAAUAGAAAUGCGUUGAUUGCUUUUGCAUACUGCCUUUUAAAAAGUGCACGUCUUAGAAAAACAUUUUGUUGACAGCGAGUCGUGCAGUGUCACUGUUCUCUUUGCAGAUGGCAGCCCAUGCUUUAGUGAACCCACUGAGUGUGUCACAGUAUUCUCUUAAGUAUUGUCGUUCUUCCUGCUGCAUUAACGCCCUUCCCGGCAGGAUAAAACCUUUACGUUUGCAGCAUCGUUUUUUUGUAUUACAGCUCAAUUCUUUGAUGUUGGUUGCCUACAUAACAUGAAACAUGCGUUGUUAUCCAUUUAAGUUGGUAUUUUAUAGUGUGCUUCCAUUUUAAUCAAGUCUUGUACUUUGGGUUUCAGAGACCUUUAAAGUUCGCUCUUUGUAAUCACAAAUCACUGAUUCGAUUGAUAGUCAUCCUUGUGGUCGAUGACACACACCUUUUUUUUCUUUUUAAUUAUUAUUUUGCAGUCAAGUUAAUA